AUGCUUAAAAAAAUAAGAAAUAAUUUAAAUGAUAUUGAUGAUUAUUCUGUGCAAAACAUGAAUAAUAAAUCUGAAGUAGUAAAAAUGGACGCAGUGGAAGCUCUUGGUUUUUUAAUAGAUAAUUCGCUGUCAAAGAGGAAAUACACUGAUUUUAGACUAGAAUCAAAAGCAAGAAACGCAGAUAUAUUUCCUCCCUACAACUUAGUAAGAGAAGCAAAAGCAGUGUGUAGACCUGAAAAGGAAUCGAUUUUUUUUUCUGACACAAAAGCAUUAACAACGGUUAGAGCAUUAACCAAUCACACAGCAAGAAGAAUUGUGGAAGCAAGUGAGGAAAUAUUGUCAAGUAUUAUCGAAGAAGAUAAAUUGAUUGUCGUGGAAGCUGAACUUAUUUUAGCUUAUGGUGGGGAUGGUUCAACUGGUCAUUCUAUGUAUCACCAAUUGACUUCUGAUGGGGAAUUAAUUAACGAUAACUCAAUGUUUACAACAUCCCUUACACCUCUUCUUCUCCGAACAAAAGACAAAAAGAUUAUAUGGAGAAAUGACACUCCCCAGUCAUACAGAUUUAACAGACCCAUAAGUUUAGAGUUUGCAAAGGAAACAAGAGAACAUGUAAUAAAAACAUUCACGGAUUUAAAAAGACAAAUUUUGAUCGUGGAAGAGGAAUCUGGAGUUUUCCAUUCACAAGAAAUUCCUGUUCUUAUUAAUUUCAAAUUUUAUCCAACUAUCAUCGAUGGAAAAAUAUUGAAUAUUUUAACUGAGAAUCUUAUAUUUGGUUGUCAGCCACUACAUGCUAUUAUCAACACAUUUAAUGGUUUACUACACAUUUCAUACAAGAAAGAAAUUAUGGCAUGGAGGUCAAAUAAAGGGACAAAGAAACGUGUAGAUGAUCGCAAGAAAAAGAUUCUUGAACAAUUAGAAAAAUCGUUUGGUAUUAAGUUUGAUAAACCACGAUCUGGAGGUUCUGGAACUUCAACCACAGGGAAAUUAUGUCGAGUAGCAUUUAAUAAUCCAGAUAAACUGGCUGCAGCAUUAGAGUUGGAUGUCGAUUUGAUAAAAAAUUUGAGUAUAAUCUUAAAAGUUUUAAAUUCUCAUGAAGAUAUUGAUCAUGAGAAAUUUGGCGAUUUUUGCAAGAAUACUUAUAAGUUAAUAGUGUCAUUAUAUCCGUGGUACAAAUUACCAGCGACAAUUCACAAAAUUCUUGCUCAUUCAUCUGACAUCAUCAUGAUACUGCCUUUAAGUCCAGGAUGUUUUGGAGAAGAAGGAGGAGAAAGUCACAAUUAUUUCUAUAAACUCGCUCGUUUGAUGAACGCUAGAAAAACUUCUCGUAAAGAAAAUCUGAUGGAUGUUUUUUACAGAGCAAUGGACGCUUCAGAUCCAGUUCUUUCAACAAAACGUUUAAACACUAGGCUAUUGCGAAGAAGAAAUCGCAAAAUACCACUGGAAGUUUCGUAUUUCUUCAAAGAAAUAACGAUGGAUGAAGAAGAAGAACCUGCUGAAGCUGAUUUAUCAUAUUUUAUUACACAUAUUUGUAAUGACUUGCCAAUGAAUUACAAUAGUUGCUCUAUUAGGAUGGAAAAAGUCUAUUUCUACAUUCGGAAAGCACCGAUUAUUUGCAUGAAAAAAGGAAGCCCCGGUUCUAUGGCUUCUGUUAUCUCUGAAAUUGUUUACUUAAAUUGGGGAACUCCUGACUUUGAUGCUUAA
Messenger RNA from Chironomus riparius, 1701 nucleotides. Lineage: Eukaryota; Metazoa; Arthropoda; Insecta; Diptera; Chironomidae. The record is from the annotation of a GenBank genome assembly.